Selaginella moellendorffii is the source of this 1824-nucleotide messenger RNA. Its product is annotated as citrate synthase 4, mitochondrial. The coding region runs from base 59 to 1483 and encodes 474 amino acids. Lineage: Eukaryota; Viridiplantae; Streptophyta; Lycopodiopsida; Selaginellales; Selaginellaceae. The record is from RefSeq and is a predicted model, not a curated record. Gene Ontology annotation, biological process: tricarboxylic acid cycle; citrate metabolic process; carbohydrate metabolic process. Gene Ontology annotation, cellular component: mitochondrial matrix. The transcript has 20 exons.
GGUCAAAAAGAUCAAAAGCGUCAGACGAAGGCGCUAGGGUUGGGGCAGAGGAAGAGCGAUGGCAAUGGGCGGCAGAGCGCGCGGUGUGGCGUCCAAGCUUCGCCGCAUUUCGGCUGGUUGCGAGAUUGCUCCGCAUUGGUGGUUUCGGCGAUUGCUGACGACGGAUCUUCGAUCGCGGCUGGCGGAACUGAUUCCGGGAGAACAGGAGCGACUGAAAAAGCUGAAAAAGGAGCAUGGAUCAGUUCCGCUCGGCCAAACCACAGUCGAUAUGGCCAUUGGUGGAAUGCGAGGGAUUAAAGGCAUGCUUUGGGAAACGUCCCUGCUCGAUCCUGAAGAGGGUAUUCGUUUUCGGGGCUUGUCCAUUCCAGAGUGUCAAGAGAAGCUUCCAGCUGCCGUUUCCGACGGUGAACCGAUACCAGAAGGACUGUUUUGGCUGCUUGUUACUGGUGAGGUUCCCAGUAAGGAACAAGCUGCGACGUUGACGAAAGACUGGGCUUCUCGUUCUGACAUUCCGGGUCAUGUGUAUGACGUUGUGAAUGCACUUCCGAUUAAUGCGCAUCCAAUGACACAGUUGACUGCUGGAGUUAUGGCUUUGCAAACCGACAGCGAGUUUCAGAAGGCGUAUGAGAAGGGAAUUCACAAAUCAAAGUUUUGGGAACCAGUGUACGAAGAUUCGAUGAACUUGAUUGCUAGGUUGCCAGGCCUAGCGUCCUACAUCUACCAAAGAACAUACCAUGGAGGCAAGCUGAUUGAGUCAAACAAGUCGCUGGAUUAUGGAGCCAACUUUGCUCACAUGCUGGGUUUUAAGGAGCCCAAAAUGUAUGAGCUGAUGCGCCUGUAUCUUUCUAUUCACAGCGAUCACGAGGGAGGAAAUGUUAGUGCACAUACCGUGCGGCUGGUGGGGAGUGCACUAUCGGACCCGUACCUUUCUUUUGCGGCCGGAAUGAAUGGUUUGGCGGGUCCAUUGCAUGGUCUUGCAAACCAGGAAGUGUUGCGUUGGAUUAAUGAAGCCGUUGAAGCGAUCGGAGCUGAUGCUUCCAAGGAAAAGCUGACAAAAUACGUAAAAGAUACUUUGAAUAGUGGAAAGGUGGUUCCAGGCUAUGGACAUGCAGUGCUGCGUAAAACGGACCCUAGGUACACUUGCCAGCGCGAAUUUGCACUAAAGCAUCUGCCCGACGAUCCGAUCUUCAAAAUGGUAUCCAAUCUUUACGAAGUUGUGCCUGAUAUUCUUCUUGAAACGGGAAAGGUGAAAAAUCCUUGGCCUAACGUGGAUGCGCAUAGCGGAGUGCUUCUACAAUACUUCGGGUUGACUGAAGAGAACUACUAUACCGUGUUGUUUGGCGUCUCUCGGGCCUUAGGCGUUCUUGCACAGCUGGUGUGGGAUCGCGCACUUGGUCUUCCAAUUGAAAGGCCAAAGAGCAUGACCAUGGGGUGGCUGGAGAACUAUUGCAAGAAGCAAACCGUGACAGCGAAGAAGAAGUGAAGUGAGAGUCUCUCCGACAUGGAGGUACUUGAGUCUCGACAUGGAGAGGCAUCAUGAGAGAGAGGAUGGAUUGAACGGCGUGGGAUUUGAUUCCUAGCUAUGAAAAGCUUCGCCACCGAGGAGGCCAGCUUCACUAUGCUGGCCUUUUCCAUCACCGCAGUGGUCUUUUUCUCAAGAACAGCGCCGUGGAGAUCCGACACCACUCCACCGAGAAAACGAAAAAGAAGAGAGCUUGGAUCUUGAGUGGAGAUGCGGAAAAAUCUGAGGCUCGCAAAGUCACUCCUUUACUAAUUUUAUUUUCGCCCAUUUGAACGCGAACUUUCUUCCUCUCUUUCUCGUUA